Messenger RNA from Emiliania huxleyi CCMP1516, 450 nucleotides. RefSeq lists its product as hypothetical. The record is from RefSeq and is a predicted model, not a curated record. Lineage: Eukaryota; Haptophyta; Isochrysidales; Noelaerhabdaceae. The coding region runs from base 1 to 450 and encodes 149 amino acids. Gene Ontology annotation, molecular function: calcium ion binding. The transcript is spliced from 5 exons.
AUGCUCUCGUCGCUCGCGGCCCUUACCUCCGGCCACUCGUGGGACCACUUCGAGUGCGACUGUUCUUGGCGCUCAAAAUACGCGUGCCCGCUCGACGAAUUGUUCCUCACCAAGAUUGACCGGUCCGGUGACGGCCACAUUGACAGGCACGAAGCAAUCGAUCUGAAUGCGGACGGGUUCCUGACGUCGACUGAGCUCGUUGCUGCCGACACGGACGGCGACGGACAGUCAAGCAAGCACGAGGCCAUCCUCGCUCGCUCGCACGCCGGCACCGACGGCUUCGCGACCGACGACGGCUCGGCGUGCUUCACGUUCGCCUCGCUGCGACUCGACGAGGAGACGCCCGACGACCUGAUUCCCGACGGCCUGCCGCCGGUCGCCGCGACGCCGGCGAUGGACGAGGAGGUGCGGCACAACGCCAAGCUAGGCCGUCCCGCGCGCGCUCCCUAG